CUAUGGGGACAGUGUUGAGGGCAGCAGAGGAAGACGGGUGCAGUGGAGGGCGGUACGGCGGUGCACAGAAAUAGUGCGGAGCUGGUGUGAUCUGAGCAAUGAGACGUGGGAUCUGGAGCACGGAUACUAUGGCAGGGUUCGUGCUGUGAGCCAGAGAGCGUCCUCCAAAUGGGCUCUGACAGGGAGUAGAUUCGAUCCAAAGACGGACACUACUUUUGGCCCUCCACUGGUUUCUGUGGAAGUAGAGGACAACAACGCUGUCAUCACUAUGAAGGGACCAAUGAGACAUCAGCCUAACAACCACACCCCAGCGGUGUCCAUGGCAACACUCUACCCCCAGAUGACUUACAACCUCUCCAUCUACAACACCGAUCAAGGCCAGACGGUGAGUAUAUAUAUAUAUAUGCCUGGAUCGACAUUAGUUUACAUGUGCAGCCACCAUUUACCCGUGGUCUCCAGUUACAAAUAUCGCCUAAUGGACUACAAUACGAAGUAUUGCUUCUCUGCCAAGACCAGUUUCGUGUCCAUGCCAGCCGUGUGCCAGUCCUCAGAAUGGCACUGCAUAACAACGCCUCAAGACCCUGUGAUUGACCAGCUGCGGUGGAUGGUUGUGGUUGUAGUUCCAACUGUGUGCAUCUCUGUGCUGGUGGUGGCUGGCUACCUUCUCUAUCGCUACGUGUCGGGAAAAGAACAGAAGAGCCCAUAUUUUCUGAACCCGCCUGCUUUUCAUCCGCCACCUUUGACGCUCCCACCUGAGAGACCCAACAUCAUCCUCAUCACCGUCCUC
Plectropomus leopardus (leopard coralgrouper) is the source of this 787-nucleotide messenger RNA. The record is from RefSeq and is a predicted model, not a curated record. NCBI's taxonomy places the organism in Eukaryota, Metazoa, Chordata, Actinopteri, Perciformes, Serranidae.